Molecule: messenger RNA, 1903 nt
Organism: Chenopodium quinoa (quinoa)
Lineage: Eukaryota; Viridiplantae; Streptophyta; Magnoliopsida; Caryophyllales; Amaranthaceae
Product: late embryogenesis abundant protein At3g53040-like
Exons: 2
Coding region: 141-1694 (517 amino acids)
Source: RefSeq, a predicted model, not a curated record
UACCCCCAUCAACUGCCUAAACAUUUUAUUAUCUACUUGAACAACAAUCUCUUAUUCUCUUGCAGUUAAUUUACUUACAUAUAUAGUUUAAACCCUUAACAAAAGCAAAAAAAUACAUCUAUUUUUUUCCCGGGAGAAAAAUGGUGGAUUUUAGGUGGUCAAAAGUGGUCGUGCAAGUAGUCCUACUAGUGGUGGUGGCGGCGGCAACAGUGUCGAUAGUUGAUGGCAACUCCAGCGUUGCAUAUGGAGGGAUAACCGCGGCGGUGGAAUUGCUAGAGGGGAACACAAAAGCAGCAAAAGACGGUAUUGAUCAAGCAGAGGAUGAAUUCUCUGAAGAGGCUGCCCCUUGGACUGAAUGGGCUAAGGAGAAAAUUCAAAAGGGCCUUGGCUUGAAGAGUGAUGAUCAUGUUGAUGCGCCCUCAACCAAUGAAGAUAAUAUCGACCAAGUCGUUACGGAUACUGGAGAACAUAUGUCCGACGCUGCCGGAGAUUUAAAAUCGAAGGCGUGUGAAACUGCCAAGGAAGCCUCCGGCAAAACAAAGGAGAAGUGUAAACAAGCAAAGGAUAAGACACAUGAAGCUGCUAAUGAAGCAGCCAAUAAGGCCUCAAAUGUCAAAGAUGCUACUCUUGAGAAGUCUAAAGAAGCAAGGGAUAAAGGAUACGAACGUGCUAAUGAGGCCGCUAACAAGGCUUCAUCGGUUAAGGACUCCGCCACUGAUAAGGCCAAAGAAGUGGGAAACAAGGUCCGAGACAAUGCUGAAGAGGUGUCCAAAAAGACUAGUGAAUCAACUCGACAAGCAAAGGACAAAGCAUAUGAAACUGCUAAUGAGGCAGGGAAGAAGGCUUCAAAUGUUAAAGAUGCUACACUUGAGAAGUUGAAAGAAGCGAGGGAUAAAGGAUAUGAACAAGCUAAUGAGGCCGCAAACAAGGCCUCAUCGUUCAAGGACUCUGCCACUGAUAAGGCUAAAGAAGUGGGAGAUAAAGUUCGAGACAAUGCUAAAGAGGCCUCGAAUAAGGCGAGUGAAGCAACUAGACAAGCAAAGGAUAAAGCAUAUGAAACGGCUAGUGAUGCUGCUAAGAAGGCUUCAGAUGUUAAAGACGCUACUCUUGAGAAAUCCAAAGAAGCCGCUAACAAGGCAUCAUCUUAUAAGGACUCUGCCACAGAGAAGGCGCGUAAAGCUGGAGAAAGUGUUCGAGACAAUGCUGAAGAGGUAUCAAAGAAGGCAAGUGAAACAACUCGACAAGCCAAGGAGAAAGCCUAUGAAACUGUUAGUGAGGCGGCUAAUAAGGCCGCUUCAAUGAAAGAUGUAACCAUUGAGAAGGCUCAAGAUGCAAAGGAAAUGAUCCAAGAUAAUGUAGAAUAUGCCUCAAAGAAAGUUAAAAACAAGGCUCAACGAGAGGCAGAAGUAGCCGCGGAAAAGGCUAAGGAAGCCAAAGAUAAUGUAGCUCAAAAGGUUGAGCAAGCAAAGGAAACAUUGUCUCAAACAGACCAAGAGGCCGAGGAGACGGCUAAUAAAUGGGGGACUAAGAUACCCGAGGAGGCGAAGUUCAAGGAGGCCGAGGCGGUAGGAAAUUUAAAAUGGGCUAAGGAGAAGGCCAAGGAAGGGUAUGGAAGUGCCAAAAAGAAAGCUACUGAUGGCGUGAAGGGUAAGGGCCAGGGGACGACGUCGCAAGGCCGUGGUGAGGAGCUUUGAUUGCUUAGCGUUUAAUUUGUUGCUUGUGUUGUAGUAGUCUUUCUAAUUGGUAAUUGUGAUGGUUUUUUUUUUGGAGAUCUUUGAUUCUCUUUACAAAAUAUAAGCGUUAGUUUAUUAUGAUAAAAUUGUUUUUCCCUUAAUUGUCAUAAUAUGUAAGGUUUAUGCAGCAAUUUGGUAAAUUAAUUUGAUAAAAGUUGAUAUAGAUUUCA